CCCCGCCCCCGCCGCUCUCGGGGCUCUCGCGCUCGCAGCGGGGCCGUUCCGGUGCCGGUGCCGGUGCCGGGCCCCCCCCCCGGGCCGAGCUGUGGCCGGUUCCGGGCGCGGAGCGGGGCAGCGGCCACCCCCCUCCCGGAGCGCGGCCGGGGCGGGAGCAUGCGGAGCCUCCUCAUCCUCCUCUGCCUGCUCAGCGCCGCCGGGACCCGCGGGCAAGCGCUGCAGACGCGGUUCGUGGAGGAGCCCGAGGACCAGACCGUGGUGGCCGGGCACAGAAUCGUCCUCUCCUGCGUGGUGCUCAACUACUCCGGCAUCGUGCAAUGGACCAAGGACGGCCUCGCCCUGGGCAUGGGGCAGGGGCUCAAAGAGCCUGCUCCCAGCUCCCUGUGCAGCGAUCCCGGCUGCGGUGGGGCUCAUGGCAUGGGCCCCAGCAGCGAAGCAUGGGCCUGGCCGCGGUACCGCAUCGUGGGCACGGCGGACUCGGGGCAGUACAACCUGGAGAUCAGCGACGCCGAGCUCUCCGAUGACGCUGUGUACGAGUGCCAGGCCACCGAGGCUGCGCUGCGCUCGCGCCGCGCCAAGCUCACCGUGCUCAUCCCCCCCGAGGACCCCACCAUCGAUGGAGCCCCCGAGAUCCUGCUCCGUGCGGGGACCCCGUACAACCUGACGUGCCGGGCCCGCAGCGCCAAGCCAGCGGCCACCAUCGUCUGGUACCGCGACGGGCUCCAGCAGGAUGGAGCCAUCACCAGCACGGAGGUGUUGGCCGAUGGCAAGAGGGAGACAACCACGAGCCAACUGGCCAUCAACCCAACGGACCUGGACAUCGGGAGGGUGUUCUCCUGCCGCAGCACCAACGAUGCCAUCCCGGCGGGCAAGGAGACCUUCGUCAAGCUCAAUGUUCACCACCCCCCGACCGUCACCCUGUCCAUCCAGCCCCAGACGGUGCAGGAGGGCGAGCGAGUUGUCUUCACCUGCAUGGCCACCGCCAACCCUGAGAUCAGAGGCUACAGGUGGGCCAAAGGGGGGGUGAUCAUCGAGGACGCCAAGGAGAACAAGUACGACACGCAGGUGGACUACACCUUCUUCACGGAGCCCGUCUCCUGCGAGGUGCACAACGACAUCGGCAGCACCAACGUCAGCACGCUGGUGGACGUGCACUUUGCGCCUCGGAUCGUGGUGGACCCCAAACCCACCGUCACGGACAUCGGCUCCGACGUGACGCUGACGUGCGUGUGGUCUGGCAACCCACCGCUCACCCUCACCUGGACCAAGAAGGAGUCCAACAUGGUCCUGAGCAACAGCAACCAGUUGUACCUCAAGUCCGUCACUCAAGCCGACGCGGGGCAGUACAUCUGCAAAGCCAUCGUGCCCCGCAUCGGCGUUGGCGAGCGCGAGGUCACCCUCUACGUCAACGGACCCCCCAUCAUCUCGAGCGAGGCCGUGCAGUACGCGGUGCGCGGGGACCGUGGCAAGGUGGAAUGCUUCAUCGGGAGCACGCCGCCGCCGGACCGUAUCGCAUGGGCCUGGAAGGAGAACAUCCUGGAGGCAGGGACGCUGGAGCGGUACACGGUGGAGAGGACCAACACGGGCAGCGGUGUCCUCUCCACGCUCACCAUCAACAACGUCAUGGAUGCAGACUUCCAGACCCGCUACAACUGCACGGCCUGGAACAGCUUCGGGCCGGGAACAGCCAUCAUCCAACUGGAGGAGAAAGAGGUUUUGCCCGUGGGCAUCAUUGCCGGGGCCACCAUCGGGGCCAGCAUCCUCGUCAUCAGCUUCCUCGUGGCACUCGCCUGCUUCCUCUACCGGCGCCGGAAAGGAAGCCGCAAGGACGUCACCCUGCGCAAGCUGGACAUCAAGGUGGAGACCGUGAACAGGGAGCCGCUGACGCUGCACACGGACCGGGAGGAGGACACGGCCAGCGUGUCCACGGCCACCCGCGUCAUGAAGGCCAUCUACUCGUCAUUCAAGGACGACGUGGACCUGAAGCAGGACCUGCGCUGCGACACCAUCGACACCCGCGAGGAGUACGAGCUCAAGGACCCCACCAACGGCUACUACAACGUGCGCGCUCACGAGGACCGCCCGUCCUCCCGCACCGUGCUCUACGCCGAUUACCGGGCACCGGGCGCCGGGCGCUUCGACACGCGCCCGCCCUCGCGCCUCUCGCACUCCAGCGGCUACGCUCAGCUCAGCACCUACAGCCGGGGCCCCGCCGCCGAAUACACCCCGGAGCCCGCCCCGGCGCCCGGCCCCGCGCCCGGCGGCGACACCGCGAGCCAGCUCUCCUAUGAGAACUACGGCGGCCACGCGGCGUUCCCCGCCGGCGCCGCGUACCCCACGUACCGGCUGGGCUACGGGCAGCCCCCCAGCAUGGAGCGGGCGCCCUACGAUGCCUACGACCCCAUGGGCAAGUACAGCAGCGCCACGCGUUUCUCCUACACCUCCCAGCACUCGGACUACGGGCAGCGCUUCCAGCAGCGGAUGCAGACGCACGUCUGAGGGCGCGCAGGGGAUGGGAGGCACAGGCACAAAAAAGGGGGGUCCCACAGGUACCUCACGACUGUCCCCUGAUAUUCAGGGGCUCAUCCUGACCCUCCUGCCGCUCCUCCGCCGGUGGCUGGGCUCCAAGCGUCGCCCUGCCCCUGGGGAUGCGCCCUGGGCACUUCGAGCUUCCAUUCAUCCUGGUUCUUUCUGUUUGGUACCUUCCCAAUGGAGGGAGAGGGUUGGGGGGCACCAACCCCACUGAUCCCGCUCCCCCCCAGCCUCAGCGUGUGCGUGCGGGUCCACGCGGAUCCCCCCGGAUCCUUUCCAAAGCUCUGUGGGGCGGGAGCCUUCCUCCAUGGGUCCCCUGAUCCAGCUCCUCUGCAGGAGCGAGGGGCUGCACAUCCCAUCCCAUCCCCAUCCAUCCCAUCCCAUUCCCAUCCAUCCCAUCCCAUUCCCAUCCAUCAAAUCCCAUCCCAUCCCUGUGAGGGAGCUACUAUAUGUGUGUGCACACGUGGCUGUAGGUACAGACAUAUAGGCAACACCAAAAAAAGCCCCAUCCCAGCCCAUUCCCAUUCCCUGUGCCUUGAUUUUGGGGACAGCCUGCACCUGGGGCCGGCUUCCCCUUUCCCAUCCAUCCCACUGCCAGCCCUGCGCUCCCAUCAGGGGUCCCGGGGUGCUGCAGACCCCCACUCUCUGCACGCUCAGAGCGGGGCAUGGGCAGUGGUUCCAGGUUCUGCCUCGCUGGUGUCACCCCAAACCCACCCCAAGAACACCCCAUUGGUCCCACUGAUGUGGGGAUAGGGGGGUCCCUCUUCUGAAUGUAUAUACAGGUGUAAAUGGGGGAGGGAGCACCCCUCAGGCCUCCAGCAAGGGUUACUGCUCCACAAGCCCAUCCCUGGAACAUUCCCAAGGGUUUGGUGAUCCAAUGGAGCCAUGGACCGAGCUGGUGGGAGCAGGGAGGCACCAGGGCGAUGGGGACCCCAAUAUCCCACAGUGAGCUGGGGGUGCGAUGAGCUUUGGAGGAAGGCUGGAGGCACAGGAUGGGCUUUUGGGAUGGCGAGCCCCACACCUGGGCCCCUGCAGCCCCCCCUCCCAGGGUUAGGUACGAGCUCUGUCCCCAUCUGCAUCAUGGGGAUGCGCAUCAUGGUCCCCACCCCACUGCGCACCCCUGGAGCCAGGUACGAUUCCAAGGGGCUGCUGGGAGGGUUGGGAGGGGGGGGGGGGGGGGCAGAUCCAGCACAUCUUGGGGGUUCCCCACACCCCUCUUCUCCUCCUCACCCCCCCACAAGGUACUGUCAGCACCCAGCCGGAGCCUCCGACUGCAGGACCACGUGCCAUUUCUUGCAAUGGUGCCUGAUUUACCCCCCCCCUCCAACACCCCCAAACCCUCCCCUGCAUCCUUGGGGGGGGGGGACAGCCCCGUUUUGGGGUGCUGCACCCCACACCGAUAGCAAUACCCCCGCAGCAGCACGGGACCAGCCACCCCGGGCGCCGCACCAAGAAGCUGAAGCUUUAAAUCCAACCUCCCCCGGGGUGGGGAAGGGACACCCCCCCCCCCCCCGGCCAUGGGAGCCCCCCAAAGCUCCGGGUGAGGGGCCCCUUCCUUAGCACAGGCUGGUUUAGACCCCAGAGACACGUAUCUGUGAGCCCCCCCUCCCCAAAACCUCCCCAUUUUUUAUGUUUCCUUUUCCUUUCCUUUUGUUUUUAAAUAUUCUGUACUAUAUUUUUAGUCUUAAACACGAUAUAUUAUAUAUAUUUAAUUUUUUUAUAUAUAUAUAUAAAUAUAAAUGGUCCAAAAA
This is a messenger RNA of Pezoporus occidentalis (night parrot), 4286 nucleotides long. It is a transcript of the gene KIRREL1, whose product is annotated as kirre like nephrin family adhesion molecule 1. Bases 160 to 2502 code for a protein of 780 amino acids. Gene Ontology annotation, biological process: cell-cell adhesion. Gene Ontology annotation, cellular component: plasma membrane; cell-cell junction. The record is from RefSeq and is a predicted model, not a curated record. Lineage: Eukaryota; Metazoa; Chordata; Aves; Psittaciformes; Psittacidae. Gene Ontology annotation, molecular function: cell adhesion molecule binding. The transcript is spliced from 16 exons.